UAUAUUGUGAUUGAGUGUAGAAGAGCUCUAUUGGGUUAUUCACACAGAUCGACUACAACUUACCAAAAUCAUGGCUGAAUCGGCUGAUAAAAAGUACGAAGAGUUAUCAAACGUCGUAAACACAUUAAAUGAUAAACUAAAAGAAUUGGAAGAGAAACAAUCGUCAGAAAGAAAGAAAUCAUUUCAUUUCGAGCAGCGACUAACUGAGAUAGGAGAGCUGUUCAAUAGUUUUGUAAUAAGAACUGAGGUUUACGAAAAUGAAACGGGCAGCAAAAAUGAUACGGAACGAAUUAAAAAUGGUAUUCAAGAUCUUCUAACAAAAGUGAAAAGCCUUGAAGAUGAUGUAAAUGUAGUGACAGAAAAACAAACACAAAUUGUUUCAGAUUUAGAGAAAUGCAAUCAUCAAUGUAGAAGUUUCAAUGUUCAGCUAUCUGGGAAGAUACAGGCUUUGGAGACACGGAGCCAGACACAACGUGCGGGUUUCAGCGCUGAGAUCUCCAGCGGCGUCACUCUCAACGCCGGUGACGUCAUCACCCAGUUCGGUCACGUGACUUGCAAUGUCGGCGGCCACUUCAACCCCAGGACGGGCGAGCUGACGGUGCCCACACCUGGCCUCUACGGCGUCGGGCUGACGGUUUACAAACUGGCGGAGAAGCUUGUUACUAUUUAUAUACGACGCAGACACCGGACCCCUGACCCAGGCAGUAGUAGUGGUCACGUGAUGCCCGGUACGGAGAAGGAAGUCAAUGUGGCUACGGUUGCCAUCAACAAAUCCGACACCUGCGGCGCUGCUUUUGUUGCCACAGAGUUGAACCCAGGAGAUAAAUUGUUCCUGCAGAUAUACAGGGCUGAUAAGGGAUUGAAGUUUUAUUGUGGCUCUGUUUUUACUUGUUUUCAAAUAUGAUGUUUUAUUGUGGCU
Physella acuta is the source of this 919-nucleotide messenger RNA. RefSeq lists its product as uncharacterized. The record is from RefSeq and is a predicted model, not a curated record. Lineage: Eukaryota; Metazoa; Mollusca; Gastropoda; Physidae. Gene Ontology annotation, molecular function: protein binding.